UGAUAGAACAAACUUUUGGCUGCAGAGAUGGAUGCAGAGAAGGAGGAGAGAAGAGAUUGAUAGGCAAGCAGGUCGCUGGCAUAACAUGUGAGCGAUAUGUCAAAACGGCUUGUUUUGUUGAUAAAUGGUCCAAAAUGUUUUCAGUAUAAGACAACUCAGGCAAAGAAUGCUUGCAAGGUACCUGGCGCUGGUGUGUUGAUGUCUGUUAAUAAUUUUGGUCCACAGCUAUUGGGAUGGAUUGCCAUUAAAUAUUGUGGAGAUGUUCAUGGUGCCCAGAGGAUGAAUCUCACUGACUUACUUUGACUUAUGGCCAAAUACCUCGUCCUCAGCUGUACUUUGUCUUUUGUGCUAGUUUGCUAAAACAUUAAAAUGAGAAAGUGACCAUGGUUAAAUAUCAUACAUGCUAAACACUUUAGCACUGCUGUGCCUACAUACAGCCUCACAGAGCUGCUAGCAUGGCUGUAGAAUUCAAAUAAAACACCCUUCGUAGUCCCAGAGUCCUCAAUUGAUGUAAGUAUUCUUGUCAUUUUAGUUUUCAUUGUGGCAAUUUGGGCUUAUUUUUAAUUGUUCAGUUAACUUGUAAAUCAGUUUCUUCUCGAUCAAUAGUCCAAUUACAUUUUAUCUUGUCAUUACUCAUUUCCCACCAGUGAUAAAGAUGAUGUCAUUUGGAAAUAUCCUAAUUCUGUGUGUCACAUCAGUGAUUAACAGAGAAUAUGACUAUGAAAACAGGAGCCUUUCUUGACUGCCAGUGAAGUUAAUGGUCAACAACCAACACGUGGCACCGAAAUACUCUUGCACUAAAACACUUAUCUGGCUUGGUGUUUACGAGAAGGCCCCCUCUCAUCUCUUGUGGUGACACUCUUGGCUAUCUUUAAGUGGGCAGCAUCUGGGUGUGUGGGGGUGACAACAGAGGUAACUGGCUGUCAUGUCUGGAGAUGCAAGUUGUAUCAGAGGCUUGUGACAUGCUAGGAGGAGGUGUCUGACCGGAGGGCUACUCAUCUUCCAAAUCUCGCCACAGGAUCUGUUUGGUGUUGCGUCUUAAAAUAGCCCAACAGAGAGUAUAAAGAGACCCACACAGGGAGGCUUGUUGAUACACAGGGAGACACUGGACCUCAAGUGAGCCACUCUGAGAAGCACAACUUGAUCUUUCUGUGGGAGUGUGAUUGAGCUCUUUUAAGAAGAUCUUAAAGACAGGUCAGACUUAAUAUUUGUUAGGGUGUUGCUGGAUUUGAGCAAUUCUUCAGAAAUGUCAACGGUAAAUUGAACUUCUAACCAGGAUGAAAUAUUGCCAGUGCCCCAUGUCCCAGACUAUGGGAAUCAAGGCCCCGGACUGUAGCAUCCCAGUCGGGUGCAAAAGCGCUGCUUCUCUGAAGCCACUCCGCAGUGUGCACUUCCCCAAUGACAUUGUUUUCUUGGACUAUGUACGACACGGGGAGCUGGAGAGGAUUGGACUUUUUAUACGAGCCAGAAGAGUCAACCUGGACACCAUCUACCACUCCGGCAUGGCCGCCAUCCACGAGGCCGUCCUGUCUGGGAACCUGGAGUGUGUGAUGCUGCUGGUCAACCACGGAGCAGAUGUCCACCAGAGGGACGAGGAGGGAUGGACCCCACUGCACAUGGCCUGCAGCGACGCCUUCCCACACAUUGCACGCUACCUUCUCAAGCUGGGUGCUGACCCUGAGCUGGAGAACGACUGCGGGGAGAAAGCGUCUGACCUCAUUGACCUGGACAACAAGGAGCUGCUGGAGCUUUUUGGGCUGGCAAUCAAUGACUGAGAACAUGUUGCUUUUCAAGCCCCAAACUCAUCUGAAACCUAGUGCCCAGUCAAUCGACUGUUCUGCAGGGAUGGACAGAAAAGGCCACGUCAGUUUAGCAACCGGAUUUUGUGAGCUGCCUCAGCUCUGGAGGUCAAAGACUGUGGAUGUCUGGAGAAAAGAGAGCUGCUGGAGCCCGUCGGCUGCCUCCUGACUGGAGGGAACUUUUGCUGGUAGGGGCUUCCCCUUCAACUCCAGCAAUGCAGAUGUACUGUGUCCUGUGUUUAAAUACCAAAAUGAAGGGAAUGAAUCAUCUGAUUUGUUGAUUGGACAGCAGAUGAAAAUUAGCCACUCUGGCUCACUUACAAUUUUACUGUUGAUUGGUGUGCAUUACUGUAAAAUAAAAUAAACAAUUAAUUGGGAUGCUGCUGGAAUUGUAGCUUCUGAAUCUUGUGAAACUCUUUCACUGAAAACUGAGA
Cyclopterus lumpus (lumpfish) is the source of this 2233-nucleotide messenger RNA. It is a transcript of the gene ppp1r27b, whose product is annotated as protein phosphatase 1, regulatory subunit 27b. Bases 1278 to 1775 code for a protein of 165 amino acids. The transcript is spliced from 3 exons. NCBI's taxonomy places the organism in Eukaryota, Metazoa, Chordata, Actinopteri, Perciformes, Cyclopteridae. The record is from RefSeq and is a predicted model, not a curated record. Gene Ontology annotation, molecular function: phosphatase binding.